Gaeumannomyces tritici R3-111a-1 is the source of this 903-nucleotide messenger RNA. RefSeq names its product 60S ribosomal protein L35. The coding region runs from base 197 to 574 and encodes 125 amino acids. Gene Ontology annotation, cellular component: ribosome; cytosolic large ribosomal subunit. Gene Ontology annotation, molecular function: structural constituent of ribosome; mRNA binding. The record is from RefSeq and is a predicted model, not a curated record. Gene Ontology annotation, biological process: maturation of LSU-rRNA from tricistronic rRNA transcript (SSU-rRNA, 5.8S rRNA, LSU-rRNA); translation. Lineage: Eukaryota; Fungi; Ascomycota; Sordariomycetes; Magnaporthales; Magnaporthaceae. The transcript is spliced from 4 exons.
AAAAAAAAAAAAAAAAAAGAAUCGGAAAGCAAUUGGCAACACGUGACGCUGAAUUCGGUCUCACACACACAUUUCCAACCCUAAAUUUUCGCCGCCUUGCUUUCAGAUCUUCCCCCCAGCAAUUGCCCGGCGACGCGACUACACCAACCAAAUCACCACUCUCCUCCCCCGGAUCCGACGACUAACCACACCGAAAAUGUCUACCGCUAAAGUCAAGGCCGGCGCCCUCUGGGGCAAGGAUAAGGAUGAGCUCACCAAGCAGCUCAGCGAGCUCAAGACUGAGCUCAACCAGCUCCGCAUCCAGAAGAUCGCCUCUUCAGGCACCAAGCUGAACAAGAUCCACGACCUGCGCAAGUCAAUUGCCCGCGUCCUGACCGUCAUCAACCUGAAGCAGCGGUCGCAGCUCCGCCUCUUCUACAAGAACAAGACCUACCUUCCCCUGGACCUGAGGGCGAAGCAGACUCGUGCCAUCCGCCGCCAGCUGUCCAAAGAGGACGCCUCGAGGGUUCUCGAGAAGACCCGCAAGCGGCAGCAACACUUUUCCCAGCGGACGUACUUCGUCAAGGCCGAGUAAAUCGGGGUUUUCGGAGUUUCUAAUUUGGUCGCAUCUGGGGCAAGGGGGGUUGCGUUUCUCUCCAACGGACUGCUUUCUCGUCGGCGCGGGGUUUAUCAAGAACAAAAACAAAAACGCGAAUUUCUCUCGAUACGCUUUGCAUUGCAUCCCGGGGACAUGUGUUUGUUCAGGGAAAGGGGUUAAAGGGUAUUUUCACGAGGGAUAAAAAUGAUCUUUUUCAGGGGGAUCAUAACAGGCAGCCCAAAUCAGCUGUCAAAUACCAACGGAUGAACAAAACAAUCUCGAGCCCAGAACCUCGUGCAAUGCAGUGCAGUAUGCAUUCUCUCACA